AUGGAGAAUCGCUCGCUACGAGAUCCACUCACUUUCGUACCAUUCGGCUAUGGACCUCGAAAUUGUAUUGGAAUGCGGGUAGCACAAAUGCAGAUGAAAGUGGCUCUGGUACGCAUUCUUCGUGAAUACGAGCUUCGACCAGGAGGAGACUUGGAACUACCUCUUUGCAUAACUACCGUAGGUAGCAUAAGGACUGCUAAAGAACUCAGCAUUGCUCUUAAAAGAGUUCAAAAUUGA
Molecule: messenger RNA, 237 nt
Organism: Cylicocyclus nassatus
Lineage: Eukaryota; Metazoa; Nematoda; Chromadorea; Rhabditida; Strongylidae
Source: the annotation of a GenBank genome assembly